AUGGCUUGGCUACAAACGGAGGGGGCGGGGAAGGCCGCACCGCCGAGCUCCGGAGCCGCCGCCGGAUCCCACGCAGCCUCCAGCUGUCGGGGAAACUCCUGCCUGGGCCACGUGACCCGCGCCCGCCAACCAGCGGCCGCGCCGGAGACUUCAAACGAGGCCAGCGCGGCCCAGCACUCGCGGCGAGUUCGCGGGCUGCCGCGUGGGGGUGGCCGCCGCAGCCUCAGGCGCGGUCACCGCCUCUCCGCCCGGUGCCGCCCGCUUCCUGUCGGCAUCCUGGGAGCCCCUCCAGCGAGAGAUGCUCUGUCAUCCUGCGCGAAGCCUGGUCCAAGGCGGGGGCCGGCGUUCAGAGGUCAGCCCGACUCCGGAGCAGAGUGCGCGACUGCGGUCUCCAGUGGUCUGGAACUAAACCUGCAGUGUCUCCGAGGUAUGCCUGUACUUAUAUCCAACACCCUGAUCUUGACAUUCCUUGACUUCCUUCAACCAGCCCCUUCCCAAAGCCACAGUCAGGACCAUGUUGCCUCCUUGAGCUCGUCUGUAUUAGCAUCUGACAUUCUACUGAAGUUAAUUGCAGUGUCCUUAACAGUCAUUUUUAAAAAAGGUAUUAGAAAAUUAUAUAACUUAUAUAAUUUAAGUAAUUUAUAUAAUUUAAGCAAGAUGUGUUAUUUAGAUUGACUCUGCAUAAACUUAAGCGUCACCUAGUAUUACAGCCAUAAAACAUGUAGAUUACUUAACUUCUCAGUGACUUGGUUUCUUCAUCUGUAAAAUGGGCAUUACCCUUUCCAUUCUUAGGAGGAUUAAAUUAGAAAAUACAUUUCAAGUGCUCAGAAUAGUUCUUGGCACAUUGUAAGCAUUCAACAUAGGAUAUAUAUUAUCA
Molecule: messenger RNA, 877 nt
Organism: Orcinus orca (killer whale)
Lineage: Eukaryota; Metazoa; Chordata; Mammalia; Artiodactyla; Delphinidae
Exons: 4
Coding region: 1-675 (224 amino acids)
Source: RefSeq, a predicted model, not a curated record